GGGUACGUAAUAAAAAUUUCAUUAUAACAAAUUCAUCAAUUUCAGUACAAAAAACUUUUUUAAGGAAUGUUAAAUAGAUUUCACAGGUAGAGAUUUUCUAAGGCGGACAAAGUCUAAAAUUUAUGAUCCCAAAUUUGACCAACUGGUUCUUAUAGCAUGGAUAGAAGCUGUAAUCACUGACAAACAUGCUUAGAAGUGGCUCCACACAUUCAAAGAGAUUAGUGCAACUGAUGGAUGUAUGCUUGAGGCAGAUUCAAUUUUUAAAAAUAUUCAGAAACAUUUUUAUGUGAGAUCCACAAUUUUGUUAUGCAGACUUUCCAUUGAACUUUUCCUCUUAUUAAGCCCUGGUAUAGUUUUGAAAAUGGUUUAUGGAGUUUUUUUCUUAUUCUUUGAGGAACUGCACUGGCCAUGAUUCAUUUUUCAGCAUUUAUUUUGCCUGAGCAAUAUUUUCAGGAAUAAAAUGCAGGAAAACAGAUUGCAUUCUGAAAGUGUGAGUGACCUCAGUGGACAGGAAUUGCUUCAAAAAUGUUUACUCCCUUUGGACAAGCAGCUGAUGCAGUUGAGCCAUUCUUUGGCAAAGGUUUCUGUUUGCACAACCGUCAAAGAGAUGAUUGGAGACUCUGAUGACCUUACCAUGCUGAGGACUGCUCUUCUUGGACUCGAACUCCGUCGCAUUGCCAGAAUUAUUUGUCAGAAGGAGGAUUGUGUGGAGGAGGAACGAUUCCUGAUUAAGGAAGGCAUUCGACUGAAUCCUUGCAAUGGAGCAGGAAAUGCUGAGACUUGUCCGGAGAAACAUUACUCGUCUGUCUGUCUGAGCUUCAUUGAUGCUGAUGAUGCAGAAAGGAGAGUUAGCAAUCAUAGACUUUUUAUAUUCUGGGUGUUCUUGGAAAAGGUUUCUGUUUGCACAACCGUCAAAGAGAUGAUUGGAGACUCUGAUGACCUUACCAUGCUGAGGACUGCUCUUCUUGGACUCGAACUCCGUCGCAUUGCCAGACUUAUUUGUCAGAAGGAGGAGUGUGUGGAGGAGGAACGAUUCCUGAUAAAUGAAGGCAUUCGACUGAAUCCUUGCCAUGGAGCAGGAAAUGCUGAGACUUGUCCGGAGAAACAUUACUCGUCUGUCUGUCUGAGCUUCAUUGAUGCUGAUGAUGCAGAAAGGAGAGUUGUACACGUGUUGCCUCAGCCGGUCUUGAGCAAGGAAACGCGGAAGAAAGGAGAUUGUCCCACACUGCAAGAAUACCUUAGGAUAGCCAAGGAGGCAGUGUUUGCCAAUGCCGAAGGAAGAUUGGAGGAGGCACCUGAGGAUGCAGUGAACCUUGUUGAUGCUGCCAUAAAGUUUCAGAUAAUGAGUGUCCGGUGGAACAGUUGUGUCAAGUUGUCCCAUGAACCUACAUGCUCUACAUACAAAGAAGGUGUGUCUGUGGUGUACAAUCACGUACGGUUGCAGCACAUUGUGAGGCGGUACUUGGAUCAAGCAGAACUUGGAAAAUAUUUACCUCUGGGAGAUGCUUCAACAGGAGAUCUUUCAGUUCUUGAUGGCAAGAGAGAGAAAGCCCUUCUAUUGGAAGCCUCUCACUUGCCCUUAGUGGUCGACUUCAGUACACCUGAGGACCCACGAGUCCUUGGCUCUGGACUAGAGGAAGGGACAAAAGACCACUUUAACCGAUCCUUUGAAUCGUUCCAGAGCCGCAUCUAUUACAAGAAAUCCGUUCACGGACCCUUCUGGCAAAGGCUGUUCUACAUCAACUCGGAGAAGGCCUGGACCUUUUCGACAUUUCUCCUCCUCGCAAAAUGUGAUAUCUUGAAGAUAACCCCAGAAGAAAAUUGGCCUUAUAAAUUCGGGAAGAAAUUGUGCAAAUUUUCUUUCAGUUCUCCGAUACAAUUUCCCACAAUCCGCUCGGUAAACGAAUUUGUCAUCUUCCUUCCCGUUCAAGUAGUAGUAGUAGUAGUAUUGGCAGACGAGGAGGAGAAGGGCGAGGACCUUUUUUGUUUUACAGGCACAGAGCUGCACCGAAAGGACAAUGCGGAACUUUUACAUCCCCCGCCCAAAGUCCGAGGCACUUGGUCGCUCCCCGUCACGAGCGAGGAGUGA
This is a messenger RNA of Notodromas monacha, 2089 nucleotides long. Lineage: Eukaryota; Metazoa; Arthropoda; Ostracoda; Podocopida; Cyprididae. The record is from the annotation of a GenBank genome assembly.